Messenger RNA from Bursaphelenchus xylophilus (pine wood nematode), 2428 nucleotides. NCBI's taxonomy places the organism in Eukaryota, Metazoa, Nematoda, Chromadorea, Rhabditida, Aphelenchoididae. The record is from the annotation of a GenBank genome assembly.
AUGCGAGCUCCUCUGGCCACGAAUUUGGCUGAAAAUGGACAAGGCAACGAUGAGCCGACGCCCAAGGGCGAAGAAACUAAAACCCCCGUAAGGUUGUGACACAAAUCGAGAGAGGACUUCUUCGCGAACACAACGAUACCACAACCAUGCCUUAAAACCCUCUGGCUUAUGAGUUACAAACGUUUUUUCCAAGGUGGAAAGAAAAUUUUGUCAUCCGGGUUUUUGCCUUUUUUGGAAAAAGGGCAUGUAAAGUGCAUCAAAUUAUAUGAUUUUUUGGGCAUGGUGUUAGACUGUCCUAGGAUGUUUCUAUGCCGAAUUUGGAGGUUCUAGGCCCAGUGGUUCCCGAGAUACGAGGUGGAAAGAAAAUUUUGUCAACCAGUAUAACUCAAUCCGGUAAUUCACAAUGUCAAAAAUUAGCAAAAAUCGCUAAAAAAACUUAAAUAUUGACUUACAUGUUGUUCUCGAGGUGUUCCUUUUUUCGAAUCACAUUGCCAGACACUGUAAAAGGAGGUCAGAACAGAGCCUCAGAAAAUCUUUUUAUAAAAUUUUGAUUUCCCUCUCGAAAAAAGAAUGUUUUUUAAUGUUGCAGAAGGUGUUUUUUGAUUGAUACUCGGAAACUGGACAAGUGAUGUUUUCAGCUAUCCCGAUUUCCUCUUUCGUUUAACAUGCAAAAUGUUGGUUUUCUUACUGGAGAACUUGUCAAAUUUUGUUGUCGAGCCUUUUGGGAACAUGUAGAACAUUCAAUCGGAAGACUUGAUAAAUGCACUUGCAAGAAACUUAUUUUUCGGGAAGUCGGUGAAAGAUUACGGUGUGGGCCAGCUGAAAAGCCCUAGUUCAACAUGUUUGAAUAUUCAUAUUGUAAUCUUUCGCCGACUACCUAAAAAAAUAAGUUCCUUGCAAGUGCAUUUGCCGAGUUUUCCGAUUUAAUGUUCUACAUGGUUCUAAAAGGUUGACAACAAAAUUCGACAAGUUCUCCAGCAAGAAAACCAAUAUUUUGCAUGUCAAAUGAAAGAGGAAAUCGGGCUAGCUGAAAACAUAACUUGUUCAGUUUCCGAGUAUCGAUCCAAAAAACACCCUCUGCAACGUUUAAAAAAAUCUUCGGCUUCGAGAGGGAAAAUCUUUCAGAGCAGGGAGAGAGUUCAGACAUGAACACUUUAUCAGGCAGGCCAAAAAGUUUUCUCACGUUUUCACACGGCAGGACAAUCUCAAAUAGAACAAAAAUGUCUCCCGCCUACUUUGAAGUUUCGUCCAAACGAAGUGUCACAAUUGAUAAAAAAAAAAAUAAAACAAUUCGAGAAAAAAAACUUUCGAUCGACAAACCACACGAAAGAUUUUGUUGUGGCAUUUUGUCCUUCUCCUUUUGGUACUCCCUUAUUAAUCCAACUGUUACGUUUAGCUUCAUUUUGGGAUACCACACCCGAAGCAGGGACCUCAGCACAAAGCGAAGCAUACGCUGGUCAAGAAGAAGACGAGCUGAAUGUCGAGGAACCAAAGAAGAAGGUGCGCCGAACAGCAGCCUUGUGCACAGGUCCGAUGGCGACUCCGCUGGAAAGCUUUACAACUUCCGGACGUCAUGUUUCAGUUGGAACGUCGCAGAGAAACAAUCCGAUCUACUACACAGCCAGCAACCGCUACAAGGGUUUUGGAUACAAGUUCUCCAAGAAUGAGAAUAAGACCAACAAAGCAGGAACAUCUGUUCGCGUCAUCUGCGUUCAGUGCAAGUUGCUAGGAGGAAGAUCGAAAAACACCGUGAAUACAACCACUAUGAUGUUGAAGUCGGACCCGGAUGAAGGCAAGCACAUCUGCAUGGAGCGAGGGCACGGGUUUCCCAUUAACAAGGUGUUGAUGGAGCAGCAAAUGCGGUAAGUACUGGUGAACAGUUUAAUGAGUUUCAUGUUUGUUCUGUUUCAGGUCGGUAAACCAGUUGGUCAAAAAACAUCCAAACGCCAUAACACCCCAGGAGGGAUCCGAGAUGAUCUACAACAAGGUUAAGGAAUGCUUUGAAGGGCACCCACAACAAAGUGCAAUUCUUGGCAAACUCAAGACAAACAUCCGUCAAAGAAUGAUGUAUCACGCUAACACAUCGGCUGUAUUUGAAGAGACUGGGCCGACGUCCUGGAAAGACGACUGCCGCGAAAUAAUGGAGCGUGCCGUUCACCAAGACAGUCAGGACGAAGCUGUACCGCCAGGGGACAUUAAGCCCACGACUUCAGAACCUAUCCCGGAUUACAAGGCUCCGGAAUUCGACGACGACGCCUUAAAUGACGCUCUCGAAGCCAUUGCCGCUUCGUUGAGGCAGGAAUUGAGCCCACCACAUGGAGAAGCUUACGAAGACAUUCCAACCACCAUGGCGACCGAGUUUUCGGACGCAGCACCCGUUGAAAGACCGGCUGCAAACAGGACACGGAAGAACAGGCAUUCCUUGUGA